Messenger RNA from Dunckerocampus dactyliophorus (ringed pipefish), 1235 nucleotides. RefSeq lists its product as uncharacterized. The coding region runs from base 177 to 1178 and encodes 333 amino acids. Gene Ontology annotation, biological process: chromosome localization to nuclear envelope involved in homologous chromosome segregation; telomere localization; spindle assembly. Lineage: Eukaryota; Metazoa; Chordata; Actinopteri; Syngnathiformes; Syngnathidae. The transcript has 11 exons. Gene Ontology annotation, molecular function: dynein complex binding. The record is from RefSeq and is a predicted model, not a curated record. Gene Ontology annotation, cellular component: lateral element; nuclear outer membrane; chromosome, telomeric region.
UUGUUCCCAGGAAACAGUUUUUUGGUUUUGUUUUACUCGUCACUGUUGCUGCUAAAUUUCUUUUUUUUGGGGGGGGGGGUGUCAAACGUAACUUAAAAAUAAUGUUGUUUGAUUAGUUGUUUACAGUUGUAUGUCUGUCUUGUGGCCAUUUGUUUCUUGUUGCCAGGCAGGACUAAAUGGAUGUCUUUGAGGAAAAUAUGACCCCAAAGGCGAUGCUUGAAAAGAUCUCAGAGCUUGCCCACAGUCACAGGAAGCUGAUGGUUGUAAACGCUGAGCUGAGAGAACUGCUUGAUGCAGCGGACGAUGAGCUGACACUGAUGCGAUCAGAAAACGACGCUCUGAGAAAACAAGUGAAGACGAUGGAGCAGGUCAUCACAGUUGGCCUGCAGGGAGAAACAGAGCCUUACGGGGCGCACCUGGGUCAUGAUCUUGAUGUAAAGCAAAGAAACACUGAAAAUAAGGUGCAAGAACUGGAGAUGGAAUCCUUGGUGAUGAAGGAACAAAAUGCGGGACUGACGUCAGAGGUUCAGAGCCUCCAGGAGCAAAGCAAGAAGGACAAGAUAAGCUUGAAGAGGUUCAGUGUUGCUAUUCAGAAUCUGGAGUUUUGCGUAGAAGAGGCUCAGGUAGGACUGCAGCAAAGGGAUGAGAUUAUUCAACAGAACAAGCUGCAAUUAAAACAAGCAGAAGAAACUGUAGAGGAGUACUUCAACAUCAUCAAGGAUCUCAGGCUGACCAACCAGGAGCUGAAGAGUCAGUUAGAGGACAGAGAGGACGAGGCGUCACUUGACUCUCGCAAUGACUUGAUGGGAGAAAAGGAGGCAUCAAAUAUUCCCGGGAUGUCUUUCGCAGAGGAAGUUAAGCUGCUCGCCUCCACAGUGGAGAUGAAAAGCCUGUUGGUACCCUGCAAGGAUUCAAGUCAUGAGGAAACUCAGGCUAAGGAAUCAACCAGUCCUCCAGUCAAGCCUGAAACAAGCAAGUGUACACAAGCCAAGAAGUCCACCAACCACAAAGUGUUUGUGCUCGUCAUUGUGGCCGUCAUCACCGUUUUGCUCGUUGCAGCUGCAGGGCGCUGUGCACGAAGCGCAGACUUUCUCUCCAUUGACAACCUGUGGAGGAGCGUACGCCUGACACUACAGCCUUACUUUAGCGUGCACUACGGGGCCUUGCCUCCUGUCUGACACAAACUCUUCUUUUUGUUGUAAACUUUGGAUUCAUUGCUUGUGAUAACACACUUU